AUGCAGUCAUCGCUUGUGGAUAUGGUUGUCUGUGGAGGUGCUACGCCAGUGGUGAAUGCGAGCCUUUCUUCUUCAUCUUUGAUGCCACUAAAUCUCCAUAUCCGGCUAAAAUCGGCAAUAGAAGCCGGCAGCACCGCAAGAUCCCAACAGCUCCGCCAUCACUUCCAAGGAAUUAAUAGCUCCCAUGGUGCGAAGGAGAAAGAUGAAGACAGAGAGGAUAGGAGGUUUGGGUUGGACUCUGGAACUAAAAUGAAAACUCUACAUUUUCGACUCGGGAAGGAAGAAGGCAGAGGUUGGGAUCGUGACUAG
This is a messenger RNA of Linum trigynum, 309 nucleotides long. Lineage: Eukaryota; Viridiplantae; Streptophyta; Magnoliopsida; Malpighiales; Linaceae. The record is from the annotation of a GenBank genome assembly.